This is a messenger RNA of Labrus mixtus (cuckoo wrasse), 5919 nucleotides long. RefSeq names its product oxysterol binding protein 2b (gene osbp2b). Gene Ontology annotation, cellular component: membrane; cytosol; intracellular membrane-bounded organelle. The transcript is spliced from 16 exons. NCBI's taxonomy places the organism in Eukaryota, Metazoa, Chordata, Actinopteri, Labriformes, Labridae. Gene Ontology annotation, molecular function: cholesterol binding. The record is from RefSeq and is a predicted model, not a curated record. The coding region runs from base 236 to 2533 and encodes 765 amino acids.
CAGUCUGCAUCAGCAAAGUGUCUUCAUCACUCCGGUGUUUCACUCCGCCGUCAUGUGAGCGGUGAGUGGUGGUCCUCCUCCCCCCUCCUAGUCCUCGACCCGGACCCGGACCCGGACCCUCCUCCGGUGGAUCUCAGCGAGUUGGUGUUGGUGCCGACGACGGUAGUCCCGGUGGGGUGUCCCCUCCCGCUGCUGUCCCCCCCUCCCCCGGUUUACCCUGCACACCUCCGGGAGGAUGAGCGAGCAGGGGAAGGGCUCGUCCGCUUCUGCAGCCGCGGCGGCCCCGGCGGCUCCAGGGUCGGAUACUUACAAAGGCUGGCUUUUUAAAUGGACCAACUAUCUGAAAGGGUACCAGCGGCGAUGGUUUGUCCUCAGCAAUGGCCUCCUUUCCUACUACAGGACGCAGGCAGAGAUGGCCCACACAUGUCGGGGAACUAUCAACCUGGCCACAGCGCACAUAGACACAGAGGACGCCUGCAACAUCGUGCUGAGCAGCGGCGGCCGAACCUACCACCUGAAGGCCAGCACGGAGGUGGAGCGGCAGAGAUGGGUGACGGCGCUGGAGUUGGCAAAAGCUAAAGCCAUCCGCAUGAUGAACGAUCAGUCGGACGACUCCGGGGACGAGGAGCCUACGUCCCAGUCGGACCGCAGCGAGCUUCAAGGCACCUUGAAGAUACUCGUCAGCAAGCUCGACGACCUCAGCACAUGCAAUGAUCUGAUCGCCAAGCACGGGGCGGCCCUGCAGCGCUCCCUCAGCGAGCUCGAGGGUCUGAAGGUCCCCGUGGAGGGAGGGGAGAAGAUCAAGGCGGUCAACGAGCGAGCCACCCUCUUCCGCAUCACUUCCAAUGCUAUGAUCAAUGCCUGUCGAGACUUCUUGGACCUAGCAGAGACUCACAGUAGGAGAUGGCAGCGGGCGCUGCAGUAUGAGCGAGAGCAGCGCACCCAUCUAGAGGAGACCAUUGAACAGCUAGCCAAGCAGCAUAACAGCCUGGAGCGAGCGUGGAGAGAAGCGCCGACGCUCGCUUCCACCACACCCAAAGCCCCUACCACCAACAAGGAAGGGAGUGAGAGGCUGCCCAAGGAAGAAGCGAGUGACGAUGAGGAUACUGAGUUCUUUGAUGCCAUGGAGGACUCCCCUGCAUUCAUCACAGUGACGGCCACUGAGAGCACACAGCACAGGAGAUCUCAGAGUAAUUUGAGCGGAGCGAGUGGAGGUCAGCCCAGUGACUGGAACCAGGACAACCAUAUGUCUCCGAGCUAUAACGACGUGUCCGGGAAGGAGCUGCAGCCUCGCAGACAGAGGCGGACUCAUGUCCCGGACAAACCCAACUACUCCCUCAACUUGUGGAGCAUCAUGAAGAACUGCAUCGGCAAGGAACUCUCCAAAAUCCCCAUGCCAGUAAACUUCAACGAGCCUCUGUCGAUGCUGCAGCGUCUCACCGAGGAUCUUGAGUAUCACGAGCUUCUAGACAAAGCGGCGCGCUGCGACUCCUCCCUGGAGCAGAUGUGCCUGGUCGCCGCCUUCUCCGUCUCUUCCUACUCCACCACGGUCCACCGGACAGCCAAGCCGUUCAACCCCCUCCUGGGCGAGACCUACGAGCUCGAUCGCCUGGAGGAGUACGGCUACCGCUCGCUGUGUGAGCAGGUGAGCCAUCACCCCCCUGCAGCUGCACAUCAUGUGAUUUCCCAACGAGGCUGGACCCUGUGGCAGGAAAUCACCAUCGCCAGCAAGUUCCGUGGCAAAUACCUCUCCAUAAUGCCUCUGGGUGCCAUUCACCUGCAGUUCCACUCCAGCGGGAACCACUACGUGUGGAGAAAGGUCACCUCCACAGUGCACAAUAUCAUCGUGGGCAAGCUGUGGAUUGACCAGUCGGGGGACAUUGAGAUUGUGAAUCACAGGACCAAGGAGACCUGCCAGCUCAAGUUCUCUCCCUACAGUUAUUUCUCCAGGGACGUUCCCCGCAAGGUGACGGGUGUGGUGGCGGACAGCGGCGGCCAUGCUCACUUCAUCCUCUCUGGUACGUGGGAUGAUAAAAUAGAGAGUGCCAAGAUCGUUCAGAGCAGCAGAGGCGGCAGCGGAUCAGAGGGCAAGCAGAAGACCGUCUAUCAGACACUGUCCCCCAAACUGCUGUGGAAGAAAUACCCUCUACCGGAGAACGCUGAGAACAUGUACUACUUCUCGGCGCUGGCCCUGACCCUGAACGAGCAGGAGGACGGAGUGGGACGGACCGACAGCCGGCUGAGACCGGACCAGAAGCUGAUGGAGGAAGGCCGAUGGGACGAAGCAAACUCAGAGAAACAGAGGCUGGAGGAGAAACAAAGAGCUGUGAGGAGGAGGAGGGAAGCAGAGGCUACAGACGCUCUGGAUGAAGAGUGUGAUUAUGACUCUGGUAAAGAAUACGAAGGCUACCAGCCGCUGUGGUUUCACCAGAGGAGAGACUCGGUCACUGGAGAGACAAACUUUGUGUACAAAGGAGGUUACUGGGAGGCGAAGGAGAAAAAGGACUGGAGCAUGUGUCCUGACAUCUUCUAACCCAGGAACUCACCCCGGAUCCUUUCUAACCUCAGCGGACAGGGCGCCGCUCUGCCUCUACUCCUUUAAGCAAAACGGGGCGUAGCAGGCUUGUGAGCACCUUGUGGACCUUUUUUUUUUUGAGCGCGAGAGUGUGUGUGUUUGACACACUCUCGGAUUACACCGUACCUCCAAAUGUGCACUCUCGUUCUGUUUCUACUCCGGGGGAAAAAGAGCCGUUCCUCUUUGACACGAUACUGAAACAGCAGUGAGAUCAUGUGUGGAUGUGAGGUGGUGCUCGAGUUGUAGCACCCACACAGUAAAAGGCACCUGCACACCCCUGAAAUCAGGUGCUUUUCUAAAUCCUACCCACAAUGCACUUUUUCUGUGUUCAACCCAAUUUUAAGACAGAUUGGACAGAAAUCCAUUUCAAAGCAGCUCCAGAUUAUUAACCGUCAACAAACAGGGACAAAAUCAUAAAUGGACACAAAACAAAAAAGUGUCCUCACGUCCUCGUUUUAUUUACCGCUACUGAGAUUAUGCACACUUUAUAAAUAUUAAACCAGACCCAUCUCUUCUUUGCAGAAAGCAUUGCAAGUGGUCAUUCGCUGCCCUGUUGAGAAAGAAGCCUGCUAAUGGUGUCCAGAUAUUUAUGUCAGUUGCAUUAAAUCUAAAAGUCACGCUGAUCCAAAGUGUUUAAUAACUAAGACUUUCAGAAACAAAUAAGUGCUACAACUUCUACAGAUAUUUAAUAUGACAGGACAAUAUGUUUUUAAUCUCAGCUUCUUUAUGGUUUGAUGUUAUUUCAUGCGGCUCAUCUUUUCCAUUCUUAAUUGCAAAUCCAUUUUUCUUCAUAUAUGUAGACCUUUAACUACCAAGAGUGGUUUUGAGACCACUCUUUGAAGGUCUCAGUCUCGUCUCGGAAUCAAAAGCAUUUUUACCGGGUCUCUUGUCCCAGACUGGACCGUUCAAGUCCACCACUGAGAGGCUAUUAAGUUCUUACUGUGAUUAGAAGGAAAACGUUAUUUUUUUCUAAAAGAAUUAAUAACUUUAAAUCAUUUGUAGUUUGAUUUGUAUCCCUGGGUUACGGCUGCAACCUUCCCAGUGUUACGGUCUAAGUGAGUGACACGCCCCCUGCACACAAGAUUUUUCUUUUAGUGAUAUUUAUGGUCUCGGUCUUGCCCUGCCUUGGUCUUGGUCUUGUCUCGGUCUCAGAGCACUCUGGUCUCGAGUAUGUCUCGUUAGUGUGGUCUUACACAUAUUCAAUUUUUAAACGUUUUAAAUCAAAAGUCAUAAGAAGACAAACUGGGCAAAUGAGGAAGAUAACGUCUUGUAAUAACGGCUGGACAGAAAGAAAUCUGGCCCUCAAUAAACUCAUAAUCAAUCUAAUUGAUUCUAUUAUCAGUUUGUUGAUAUCAGGAGUCGUCUUUAAAACACUUUGGAUCUUCAUGACAAACAACUUUUAUGUGAUUUGACAAACUUCUCAUAAGCACCAAGGCGGCUUUAUCUGCAGAAAAACACUGUCAAGCACACUGAGUCAUGACUUUUCCUCUUCAGUACAUGACACCAGAAGUCAGUAGAUUAUAGUCGAUGUAGAAAAACAAUAUAAUGCUUCAGUGCAUUUUUUAUUUAAAAGGCUUCUGACAUUUUCCAUUAGUGAUCAUAAUUAGAAACUCUGCCGUUGUCAGACGUUUAGCAGUGCAGCAUUAAACACUCAUAUCACUUUGAAAUUAAUCUUUGCAUUAGUGCAUAUCUCUGUUUUGAUGUGUAGGUGUACUUUACCUUGUCCUCUGGUGCUCUCCCAUAGCAACACAUACCGUAUCCUGUUACUACUUGCAGUGAAAUCGUUCUCAAUAAUCACACAAAGCAUCAAAUCAGUGACAGUGUUAACCACCCAGUACAUCCUGUGAACCUGCACACCCUCCAUCAGUCUCUAGUUUGUAGCUCAGAGGUUUCCAGCAGGACUUCAUGGGAGGCUGGAGCUCAGAGGUUUAUCCAAGCAGACAGGGCUGGUUCCUGUGUGCAGUCAGCCGACGCUCCACACACUCCACAUCGUGAAGUCCUGUCACCCACGUCUUCAUGAACAAGCUGAUCUGGGAUCAGCUCAUGAAGGUACCCUCAGUCUUUUGCCUUUAACUGACUGAACAAGGGAACGAGUCCCCUGACCUGUGCACUACACGUCUCCGGCGACACGCGUUUUUUGAAAACCAGUUGGUAUUUUUUUGUAAUUCUUGUUAGGAAUGUAGAAUUCAGGGCUGGAGGUAUCAUAUCUACCACCUCGUCUAUUUGUGUGAAUAUUUUGUGAUAAAUGAAUGAUAUUGUAAAUUGAAGAAUAAUUAUACUAAUCUGAGUAUUAAUAAGUUUAUCUGUGCAGCAAAUCAUCCGAAUGAGCUUGAAGGUUUUGAUUUGAAUCCAGACUGAUUCUGUACAGACGGAUGUUUUAAUCUGACGCUCCCUCGAUUAGGCUGAAGGUUUCUUGUUUUAUAUUUUAAAAAAAAAAUGUGUUAGCACAUUGAAAAUAUUUUUAUAGAGUCCCCGAUGCUUUCACAUCAGUCCUGAUGGUUCAGUGAUGAUUUCAUGGAUCAACACGUCUCUCCCCUCUUGAAGACGUUUUAAAAGCACCAAGAAAGGAAAUAAAUGAACAUGAAAUAUUCACCUAGAGUGAAGGCGAAUCUAUGAAGCUACUAAAACGUUUGACAUUUAAUGAUUACAUAAUUGUCUGUGUGACAAUAUUCUAUUUUUAUUGUUGUUUUAAACAAAGGUUCUUCUUCUUCCCUCUUUAUAUCUUUAGGUUUGAACUGUGGUUGUCAUGAGCACAAUUUGAUCAUUCACUCAAUACUCUGUGAAGAACGACACGGUUAAAGGACAAAUUCUACAUUUGGGGGAUUAUAUUUUUAUUCUUUCAGAGAAGAAGAUCGGUGCCUCUCUCAUAUCGGUAAAGCUGGAUUCUGAAGCUGCUUAGCUUAGAUCUGGAAACAGGGUGAAACAGCGGCCCUGGCUUUGUUAAAAAUGUAUCAAAAUCCACAUAAUCGAGCCCCCUGAAGCCCCCUGAAGCAACAUAUUGUUUUUUUAACUACAGGAAGUCACAGCUUCCGGCCAUUUUUAAAUCACAUUAGGCUGAUAAUUAUGUGUACAAAUGACAAACAAGUUUUGAUGUGUUAGUUUGUGAACUUCAGAGCAGUUAUCAUCGACUGGCUGCCAGCGGGUCACAUCCAGCCCCCCAAAGCUUCCCACCCGGCCCGCAGAUAAGUAUUCUCGGGUGAUUAAACAACACACAUAAAAAAAUAAAAUCCCACGGUGGAAAUACUCGAAUUAGGUGACACCAACUUCUUCACAUCGGGCUUGACAAAUGUCGGAAUAAUGUGCAAACAGAUUUUAAAGUCCGGCCCCCACAGUUUGAAUGUAGU